AACCAACACGGAUCGAGAUGGCCAACGUAAACCUGGCUUCGGUGGUGCUCCGCAAUGCCCUUCGUCAGAAGAUGGGCGUUCGCUUCUCGCACGAUAUGAUUCUCCAGAAGAUUGGCAAGCGCGAGGUCGUCGGCCACGGCUGGAACGGUAUGCCGGUGUACGCUGACCGCAUCGACUACCCGAUGCCGCCAAUCCGCUUCAAGGAAGUGACACCCGACGUUCAGGCCCUCCGCGAGAAGGAGAAGGGUGACUGGAAGAAGCUGUCCGUCCAGGAGAAGAAAGCCCUGUACCGUGCGUCGUUCUGCCAGACAUUCGCCGAAAUCAAGUACCCAACCGGCGAGUGGAAGAUGCACCUCGGUUUCGGUCUGAUCGCCAUGUCGAUGAGCGUCAUCGCCAUGCUGUUGAUGAAGGCCUUCGUGUACGAUGAGGUGCCAAUCACUUUCGACGACGAGCACCAGAAGGCUCAGCUCAAGCGUAUGCUGGACCUCCAGGUCGGUUCCGUUACCGGUCUCUCGUCCAAGUGGGACUACGACAACAACAAGUGGAAGUAAACGUCUGUGUCCUCCUGCACUGGUGGUCGUAGGGUAUUAGUUGGUAAAUGUGUAUUAUAUUAAUCCUAAAUUGGCAUCAACUAUAAGCGCACGUCGUCGCAAGCCGCUUUCCAAG
Ochlerotatus camptorhynchus is the source of this 666-nucleotide messenger RNA. RefSeq names its product cytochrome c oxidase subunit 4 isoform 1, mitochondrial-like. The coding region runs from base 18 to 551 and encodes 177 amino acids. The record is from RefSeq and is a predicted model, not a curated record. Gene Ontology annotation, biological process: mitochondrial electron transport, cytochrome c to oxygen. The transcript is spliced from 2 exons. Lineage: Eukaryota; Metazoa; Arthropoda; Insecta; Diptera; Culicidae.